Messenger RNA from Spirometra erinaceieuropaei, 9500 nucleotides. NCBI's taxonomy places the organism in Eukaryota, Metazoa, Platyhelminthes, Cestoda, Diphyllobothriidea, Diphyllobothriidae. The record is from the annotation of a GenBank genome assembly.
AUGGCACGAUCCACAGUCUACAGACAGUUAGGUGAGGACCUUCUCUAUACCGUUGCCGGUGAAUCGCUUGACGUAAUUGCUUACACAGUUCUGGCCUUCUCCAACAUACUGAGGCGGCCGUUGAGCGAAGUACUGCGUUAAAUGUUACUGCUGUAUCCGCCACAUGACCAGUCUGUUCAUCAGAUGUUUCCUGAUUGAACUCAUGGGCACAUUAUUUUCCGAUGCAGCAGUCAUUUCAACAUAUGCAAUUCAUGACCUAUCUCAGGAACGGUUACGAAUUGCGAACUAAAUUUGCAGUAACGCACGAACCACCCACCCCGCAUCCAGGGAAGUUAUGCUGCUUUAAAGCUACGACUGAGCUUCAAAACAAGGCACAGCUCGGUUUAUACAGUUUUUUGCCUUGUCCACAUUCCUUUUGGAUAAAGGCACGAAAAUUUCCGAUUGGAUUCAGGUUUGCGCCAUUGGCGGAAAUAAAAUGCUGCGAGAACUGCAAGCGGAAAGGUUGGCUUUCGUCUUAAAAUUUGGACGACAGUCGCAAGUUGAAUUGGAAUAAUACCUUCUUUGAGCAGUGAGCAGGGGCAGUAUCUUGAAACAUUACGGUGUCAAUGUGACGUCGAAAAGUACCCUUGUAAUCGAAGGCAUCCUUGGCGAUGUUAAUGAAAACCUUGCCAUUUCAUACAGUUACUACCUCCGUCACCCUCAGAAGAUACGCUGAAAAUCAACUGGAAAGCACCCGCGUAAAGAUGAAAAAAACAGAACGUCACGUUUGUCAAACGCGCAGCCAUUCUUGACAUCCUGACAGGAAACGAAAGACUGGAAUUUAUCAAUUAUACCGAGUCUAAGGGAAGAAAGCUGGGGAAGGCAACGAGAUCUUCACUCCUGCAACGAAUGCCCAAAAUGAAACUACAAUCAGGGCUCCCAAAGUACCCAGAUCGGUGCGCACAUAAUUAUUCUUCUAUAGCUCUCAAUAAAACACCCCUUGAAGCAUUGCCUCUUGGUCCAAAGUUCUGCAGACCUCGUCGAAAAGUCACUCAGCUGCACUUAGAAACACAGUUCGAGAAUUUCUGGAGUCAAACGUACGAUCUAAAGUCCAUUUCUAUAGAUAGUGUCCAGCACUUGAAAUCUACACUAGUGAUCUGCAGUUGGCAAUAUCUGAACAAAAACAGAAAAAGUCGGGGACUACUGUCAAAAACCCCAUUUACAGAAGUAAAAGCAUCUAGGAGAGCAGAUAUAUUUUGGUAAAUAGACCGAAUAAAAUAAAAGGCGUAGUUAUAAUGAAUAGAUCGAAUUAUGUGGCACAAAUACAUUCCAUGUUGUCAGGCCAGAAGAAAUAUAAGAAAUUCGACAAAGAAAAAGAUUUCACGGACGAAGUAGAAGCACAAUGAGGGAUUGCCUACGCGGCCUGCAUGCAGGAGGCUUUAUAGGCAAUCACGAAUUCUAAAAUCUCCGCCCAAUAUGCACACAUAUCCCUCGAUUGUUUGGUAUACCGAAGAUCCACAAGAAAGGCCUACCGGUCCGUCCGAUUUUGGAAGUGCCCAACUCUCCCUACCGUGCGAUAGCGAAGGGGUUAGCAAAGAAACUCAAACCUAUACAGCAUCAACUAGCACCUUAUAGCUAUCGCGAUGCCUAGAAAAUCACUGAAGACGUCAAAGACCUAAACCUAAACGGUGUAGUGAUGCUUUAACCUGAUGUCUCAUCACUCUUCGCAAACUUUCCAGUCCAGAGACAGUCGAGUACAUACGUGGAUUCCUGUCAACCGACCACCAAGAAAUAGGUACUCCGACGAACGCACUCAAGGAGCUAUUACUAAAAUGCCCACAAAAUGUGCAGUUCCUAUUUGGCAAACAAAUAUUUAGAAAAAUAGACGAAGUUGCUAUGGCAUGGCCUCUUGGUCCUCUCCUAGUUGAAGUCUUCAUGGGCAAGCUUGGGAAGUUUCAGUUAAACGAUCAAAUCAAAAAACUAAGACACUAAGAUCGCUACCUUGGCGAUUUCUUUUCAAUUACCACAAAAAACAAACACAACCACCCUCUUGGAUGCCGUAAAUCAAGCACAUUCGUCGAUUAGGUUUACGAUAGAGGUGGAAAGGGCAGGCUCCCGCCUUCUAAGCAGGAGAUCUGACGGCAGCAUUCGAAGAAGAGUCUCUCGGAAGGGCACCUGGUCUGGGCAUUAUGCGAACUUCUACAGGUUCGUACCCCUUCAAUGGAAACUUAAUCUAGCCCGCCGUUUAGUGCAAAGGGCUAGAAAAAUCUGUUUGGCAGAUAGCGUUGAUGAGGACCUUAGAAGAAUCCAAGUCCUGCUUUGGGAGAACGGGUAUCCUGGCAGAUUUAUUGCAAGGAAUCUUGCCAAACGAACAGCAAAACUCAUCACACUGACGACGGGAAAGAAAACUCUGUUUCUCAAAAUCCCCGUUCAAGGAGACGUAACGAGUGGACUCCUAAGGCGACGCAUUUACCAAGCCGUUUCACAAACCUUACCGGUAUAAAGAGUUUGGGUACUGUCCUCGACAAACCCCGUCUUACGCGGGGAAUGUAAGGAUAGGCUACCAGCGCAGACCACCACCAUGUGCAUUUAUUCCUUUAUUUGCUUCUGCAGUGCAGGCUACCAUGGUCGUACGGGUUGGAGCCUAUCCAGAAGAAUACAAGAACACCUGCUGGCAUGGCUGAGGAAAGAUGCAAUUAAGGGCAUACACAGCUCCAUCCUCGCACACACUGUUGCUUCUGGGCAUCAUGUGAAUCCCAACAAAGCCUCCGUAUGAUUUACAAGGUCUACCUAGCUGUCCUAAGCAACUGGGUCAACGCUUAUCAGCAACAGCAGAAGCGGCAGCCAUCAGGCUACUGAGGCCGGUCCUGUGUGAGCUGCAGAAGCUCUUGCAAGCUUCGCGUCUACCGUGGCCAAUGAUCGAUUAACUGUGUGCACCUCUCUGCGCCCCCGUUCCCCUUGUAAUACGGCUCUACCCAACCCUCACUGUCACUGGCUGCCUCCUCUCCCACUCUAUUCACAUACCCUGUUUGUGUGAAAAGACGAACAGUAAUCGGUUGCUCUUUUCACUUGCACGUUUCAGUUUGCACCUUGUUCCCAUAUAAACGUACAGGCCCAAUGAAAAAUGUAUCGAAAGCAUACGCAUGCUCUCCAAAUGCCCUUCUGAAUUGCUUUAUGAGGAUUUUCGCAAACUUGCUAUUUAUCCCCUCCGUUGUUGAACGCCAAUUUUUUUGUCCAAACCAUCAGGCGUCGACAGUUGUUGAAAGUUGGUAUCGAUAGAGUUCUUUCCACAUAUGACUACCCGGGGUCGAUUUCGGAGGCCUGUCUAAAAAUAAGACCUAAUCACAAAAAAUGCUCUUCUAAGGUAAAAGUCUGUGAUCAAGGUGUGUUUGAGCAAACGAAAACAAUCAAUUCUUUCGUCCAUUUCCUAAUUUUUUGCAAAGAAAAUAUUGGCAGGUGUUCCCCUGGAUAGCCUUAAAGGGUAAUAAAUGACUUUUUUCAGUUUUCGACGAGUGGAAUCGUCGAUUUCCUUACUUUUGGACCAUUUUGGUCUACCUUGCCGAGGUCUAGACAUUGUUUUACUAUUAAUAAUUCUCCAGAGAGUGGCUUGGCUAACGUGAAAAAUGGAAGCUAGCGCUUCAUGCGACAGCCUUUCGGCUACCAACUUUUGUAUACGCUAAAAAUUAACUUCCGAGCGCAAUUGUUGUGACAUCUAUGUUGCACGGCGUGUCACAGAAAGGUGGCAGCAUGUGGCGCGCAAUCUAUAUAUAUUUCUUGACGCCUACUUGUUCCUUGUGUAUUAGAACAACUACUCGCGAACAAGCCCAUUACUGCGGCUAAACACGUAAAACGUUGCAAUUUUGCUAUGAAGUAUUUGUAAAGGGUAAAUCGCUUCUUGUUUCAUGCAAAAAAUCCGUCAUGAAAUACUUGCUUCGAACUGAUUUUCAUGAAGUUAAAAUCACAAUUUCUGUUCUUCUGUUUACUGAUCACUUUAUUUUCUGAGUUCGGUCAUCUACUUUAUGAUCCGCUGACCGAGUUUCUUAAUGACCUUGAUCGUGCCAAUUGUAUUUGCAUCCGCACCUGCACGCCAUCUCACAGGUAUCGUUUAUUAUGGCAUGCACAGACAUCUGUAGUUGGGAAUAAGUACGGCUCGUGAGUUCGAGCCCCAGGUGUUCCACACUUCAGGAUUGGGUAUGACUGGCUGACGACGGUUAAUAAGUCAGAAGUGGCGAUUGAAGUCUCCCUUGUCUUUGUCGAUAAUAAACUUUUGCCUAUAUAAAACGCUGCUGUGCGGCUGCUGGUUGGGCCCGAGAGAGAGAGCCCUUAAGGCACAACGGAACGAGUGAGUUCUGUAAAAACGAUCGGCUAACGCCCCUACCAUUGCGUAUUUCCCAUCGAAACCGAUGGGACAACGAGCCCGUAGCUCAGUGAUUGCAGGCGAUAAAAUAAAAACUAAUAGGUUGCGAGUUUGUGCCAUAGGUGUUCCACACCUCUGGCUGACGACAGAUAAUAAGUCAGAGAUGGCCAUUUCAGUCUUUCUUGUCUUUGUCGGUAAUAACAUACUGCCAAUAACCAUCGUGUUGUGUAGAGAUGACGGGUUUCAGAUUGCGCAUGUCCGUUUAGCCGCGCAGCACAGACGUUCAACAUACUGCGAUCCUUGGAAAUGAGGAAGAUGCUUACCAACUUUUGCCAAAUGAACGUCUAUUACGCUAUCCAGAAGCCGCGGCAGUACAGAGGGCUAAGCUAGAUCUAUGUAAACAAUUAGACCACGUGAUUCCUCUUGCAAUGUCAUAGCAGGAUUCGAACGAAAAGUUAAUCCUAUUCCCUCCUCCCUGAACUAACACCCUCCACACGACUGACUGGUGUGCCAUGCUUGGCGAAGUUUCGGUGACAUCUAAGAACCGCUUGCCUAUACGAAUUCUCUCCCCUUUCUACCAGUUCCGCCGACUUUCCCGAUUGAAAUUCCAAGAUUUUAUUUGACUAUAAUUUUUAAACGUCCUAAACCGUUUUCUCAUCGAACAGUUAGCCAUACUAAUUAGUGAUGAACGUGAGGAUUUAAAUAAGAGGUCACAAAAUUUUAUGCCAUUACAAGAUUCCUUCCCAACUUACAGAAGGUUAUGGGUAGGAGGGUUAGGAUUAUUAUAAGAGAUAUGAUUAAAUUUAGGACACGAGAAAAGGUAGUGAUAAAAUUUAGCCCGAGACCGCCUAGAUUAAAGCAAUCCAUAUUCCCGUGUCUGACCCAGCGUCUUACAACGUCACUCAUAUCACCCGGCGGAACGUGACUACAAAAGAGGCAACUGUCGGUGUACUUAGCUGCGGAACUAUAAAGAGCGUUUUUGGAUGGCGAAGACUGGCGAUAGACUAGCCUCUUAAUAUGAAAAAUAAGUAGUAUCGAUCGCGCAGCCGUGCCAGCCAUGAAAUCUGAUGAUCCAGAAGUUCUUUAUAUAAUCCUUCACUUGUUGUUGCUGCUUUACCGUAUGACGCCGCAUUCAAAUAACGGACCGCAUUGUGCGCACUUUGACCAUGCUCAGUAUCAGUCUGAUUUAUGCUCGUGGAGAUAAAGAAGCUCCAGUUUUCCUGGGUGUGACUUAUGCGAAACGGAAAAUUUCGGCAUGAAUAUAAAGUUUGGAAAUUGUUGGAACGAGAGUUUAAUCUGUUUGACGUCCGGGAUCCGCACAAAACAACCACAGAUUCUCUUGAAGUCGACAAAAAAUUCCCAUGACUUGAGGUUUGUCGAGUCAUUUUUGCCGGUAUCGAGGUCUUUCUUGUCAAGUUCAAAGCUCACACAACAGCAGGGCUUAGGUAAAAAAGGCGUUCACUGUUUAAAUAAUUGUUUUGAGGUCGUCUUUCAGACCAUAUGUAACUGCCCCACUUACUCGCGUAGACGUGAAAUUUCAGGCAUAUGUGAGCGAAGCGAAAAACAGCUUUACAUGUCAGGUGCGCCUUUUUUGACGUCUGGUAAGGUGCAGCAGAAUGGCAAUCUCCUGACUGCGUUCAGUACGACAGACGAUGUUUGGUGCAAGCAGGUUGGAUACUUCCCGCCGGUCUCGGCCGGCCGAUUUCUGGCAAACUGGCGCAUACUGAAGUGACUGAUGAGACUGCGUAAUCGCAGCAAAUGGAAGCCUGCCCAUGUGGGAGCACACGCAUAAUUAGACUGUACUAAUGACGGCACCACCGAAAAUUUGAGUUCCGGGAAGCAGUCGCGAUCCCCGGAUUCCCAUUCCGAAUCCAUCACAUCACAGAAGAGAUGUACCUUCACAAGUAUCGCAAUACCCCACGGCAUAUCUAUACGAGUCUGCGGCAUUCACUGCAGACAAUUGAGCUCGAUUACUCGCAGUAAACAUUAUUAAUGGUCAAAACUUCAUUCUAUUUGUUGGUCACUGGUGUUAUUACUACUCAUAAAUUCGGUCCAACAGCGAUUCCACUGGAAAUACUGUGGCCACCUGCUUUCCCGGAGACAAAGUCUCAGAGCAGAAUAUGGAGGGGAGGUCGUUACGUUUGUAAAAGUACUGUGGGUGGAGAGCAAUGGCUCAAACAACUCGUGGCCCACUUCGUCGUGCCUGAAUAUUUGGCUGGGCCUUAUCGAAUGACCAGCGAUUCGUUUCUCGCCGCUGCUGCGUGCUCGGGCACCCGCGUCAAUAUUGGUCUCCAAGUUUCUCCGACAUAUUUCCUCUACUCGUAACUGCGCCAAACCCGGUUAAUGACUCCAGAUGUUUCCUGCUGUCAUCCUACGGAUACGUCAAUUAAUAAUAACUGGCUUUUACGUUAGCACAACAGCCUGAAAUUUUGAAAGACGGACAUGAAAACCCCGGAUGAGUCCUUCUGAGUGGACACGCGAACAAAGGUUGAAAAUUGAGUGAUUGCAAAAGUGCAAAAGACAAGCACGUUUUCGUUUUACUGGCUUUGAUGGAGACUAUGUGCCCAUCUCCGUGUAUUUGCGACAAUUACUCUGAGAGUUUACUGUUCCUAAGCUUCACUAGGGCGGCGUGCGGAUUCUACGCUAACGUGUCAUCAGUUAGCAUGGAAAACUCUAUCUUCGUUUUUGAAAUUCGCUGAUAAACGAUACAUCAAAACGGCCAGUUGUCAACUUUCUUGGCUGACUACUUCUGGGUGUGUUCAAUGCAUUCUCUACCACAGUCGUCUCUGCACUGUUUCUUGAAAAAAACUUCUACAAAAUCACUUCUGCUGCUUAAAUUCGAGAGGCCGUCAAAAACCUGAGAAACACAUACGGCCUUAUAGAGACGAUAGUGUCAUCCAAGAUAUAAAGGGCUACUUUCCGUCUGAUAGGAUAUUUCAGCGCGUCGGUUCAACCAGCCUGUUCAAAGGGACCAGAAAUAACAUACAAAUCGACGCCUUCCCGAGAAUGUUGAUGACACUUUAUGGAGACCCUGAUGCAUUUUCAGAACAUUGUCUGAAGCCGCAAGGUCCUGGCAACUGGUGGUAGUUACGAAACUCCGUAACCUGGGAAAGGUUUACUUUAAAAGCCAAUUGAGUUGACCCAUGGGCAAAUAAUAGGGUAAGAAGUAUAUACGCCAACAAUACAGGGAUCUAAUGAAGCCCUGUCACUUUUCCGGUUUCUUCAGUCUACGAGCGUUAAGAUUUUUAGCUACAGAACGCCUUAGAUGGGAAGCAACCGCCUAAAUAAAAGUUGUAUUUUAUCGACUGUCCUCACACCAUCAAAGAAGCUGUGCUUGUAAAAUUCUUUCGGGAGAAUGGAAUCCUUCUUUGACAGAACAUCCACGAAGUGUCCUAAAUUUGGUAAAAGUUUAGAUCUACUGAAACUGAAGUACGGCUUGGAUGCCCGACACCUCCUUCCAGGUCGAUUUCUAUGUCUACUUCUGCUCCCUUUGUCAUCGACCGUUGCAAGAAAUUCAUUGGGUCCAUCCGACUACAUACAGUAAAUUCGGUUGCUUACUUUGAAACAAGGUGCCGCUUCAUGAGGCCAUAGUUAAGGUUUCGACUGAAAAUAGCGGCCUCUGCGAUGUCCAAAUUGGCGAUAAAUGAGGGAUUUACAACUGGCAUUCUUGGAGAAUAUUAGUGCAUUGCCGGCGGGACCAGCUUCGAGAGAGCACCGUAACAGAAAAGCCCUUUCCCUCUCUGGUAAUACAGGUGAUCUUUCACGAAAUUCCGCGAAGGUUAAAUAUUCCCUAUUCUAGACCUAACCCAAAUUAACCGUAACUUACUUGUACUUGAUACGACUGCGAUCAUGCCUGAUCUAGCCGGCCUCGAUAUGUCCCGAACUGUACCUCUCCACGUAUGACGGUCCGCGGCAACAGACCUAGAAAGCUCAACCCAUUCUCUUCGCCAACGAUGUAGACCGAAUACCGAUGGUCCAAGAACCGCCUCCAUGUCUUGACGAACUGUGUCGAGCCAGGUUUUGAACUGACCCCCUCUUCAACGCCUCCAAUGGGGCAGCGGUGCCGGAUCGAGGGCAGUUACACUGAGCUCCUGAGGUGGACGACGAAGAACAUGCCCGAACCACCUCAGUCGUCGUAACCCCAACACUUAACUAAAAUUUAGCGCAAGACCAUCUGCAUUGCGCUGCAUACUUAUUCGGGUGUCCUGCCAGGGGUGGGUCAUUUAAAAAUUCCUAUCUCCUCUUCGGAAUGCGAAUCUCACAACCAACUGGAUACGGCUCUUGUCUAUGAUGUAUAGAAAGGCCAUGCCUCAAAUGGAUCGUUUUAAUGGCUUUGUCUGCAAACUGUUGUUUAAAAUGUCGUCAUUGUCGUGGGAACACUGAAGAAAUAGGUAUAUUCGAAGAUGUUGGGCCGGCCAAUUUUCUGUGUUCGUGGAUGGAACAGCGAGUUGACAACACCAGUUCAACACUUGACCGUUGAGCACGAAGCGCUGGCUAUACUAUGGAGUAUUCCAACUCCUUGUCACUGAUAGUCAAUAAAGCAGAGACAAUAAGUCCAUCGCUACAGUCCUACCAUCAUCCUAUUCCCUCACAUUUUCCUCUUUCCAAGCGGAUGUUCUAUUACCAUUCCCAUAAACGUGUUUGACAUUAGCAAAAAUAUAGCUUCAGGCCAAUUUCCUGUUUUUAGUUCUCCAUCACCGCUCCUGCCUGCUAGGUAAUGGGCCGCUCAAAGGGCUUCUACGGCAGUCAGACAUGAUGUACCGAACUGACAGCUUGCCCUAGUUAACAUGUAUUUGUGACCUCUGAAUGCACAGAAGCACAGUUGGCCUACCGCCGCCCAAAUGGUGGUCCUUUGUUAGACGUUGUACAACUUCACAUCUUGUCUUUUUCCCGAAAACAGGAGCGGGAGCGAGACAGGCUCACCGUAAAUAGUGCCGUCCUUGGUGGUGGGGGAUUUGCUGCUACUGCUGCUGCUGCUGCUGCUGCUGCUGCUGCUGCUGCUGCUGAUGAUGAUGAUGAUGAUGAUGAUGAUGAUGAUGAUGAUGAUGAUGAUGAUGAUGAUGAUGAUGAUGAUGAUGAUGAUGAUGAUGAUGAUGAUGAUGAUGAUGAUGAUGAUGAUGAUGAUGAUGAUGAUGCUUCACUUGACGUUUGGGCGUACAUCUAA